Messenger RNA from Aquila chrysaetos chrysaetos, 838 nucleotides. Its product is annotated as ras-related protein Rab-39B-like. The transcript is spliced from 2 exons. NCBI's taxonomy places the organism in Eukaryota, Metazoa, Chordata, Aves, Accipitriformes, Accipitridae. The coding region runs from base 33 to 680 and encodes 215 amino acids. The record is from RefSeq and is a predicted model, not a curated record. Gene Ontology annotation, molecular function: GTP binding; GTPase activity.
GCGGCGGGUCCCAGCCGACGGCGGAGGCACCGAUGGAGCCGCGGUGGCAGUACCAGUUCCGGGUGAUCAUGCUGGGGGACUCGACGGUGGGCAAGUCCUCGUUGCUGCGGCGUUACACCGAGGGUGUCUUCCUGGACGCCGUCAACCAGACGGUGGGGGUGGACUUCUACGUCCAGUUUGUGGAGCUGGAACCGGGGCUACGGGUGAAGCUGCAGUUCUGGGAUACGGCCGGGCAGGAGCGGUUCAGAUCCGUGACUCGCUCUUACUACCGCAACUCGGCCGGGGGGAUGCUGCUUUUUGACCUCACCAACCGCGCGUCCUUUGAGAGCAUCCGGCAGUGGCACCGGGAGGUGACGGACACGGUCCAGCCAUUCAGCAUCGUCUUCUUGCUGGUGGGGCACAAGAGUGACCUGGCAGGGCAGCGGCGGGUGGGCAGGAAGGAGGCGGAGAAGCUGGCAGCCUCGCUGGGCGUGCAGUAUGUCGAGACCUCGGCCAAGGAUGCCAGCAACGUGGUCCAGGCUUUCCAGAUGCUGACGUUGGCCAUCUACCAGGCGCUGCAAACAGGGCGGCUGGCUCCCACCGAGGCGUGGGACGGGGUGAAGAGCAGCGUCCCGCUGCCGGCACCGCUCAAGGCUCGGGCACCGGAGAAGGAAGAGAAGCGGAAGAGAUGCUCGUGCUAGAGCUGGGGACGCUGGCAGCCUGCCCCGGCGGGGCUGGGACACGCUGGGCUCUGCCCACCGCGAUGCACAGGAGGUGAGGCAGAGAUCGAGCAGCCAGGGUGCAGGCAGGAGCAGCAAGCGACUGCAAGGGCGCAUUAAACACCCCCUGUUCACCUCUC